Messenger RNA from Saccoglossus kowalevskii, 2426 nucleotides. Its product is annotated as furin-1-like. Gene Ontology annotation, molecular function: serine-type endopeptidase activity. NCBI's taxonomy places the organism in Eukaryota, Metazoa, Hemichordata, Enteropneusta, Harrimaniidae. Gene Ontology annotation, biological process: peptide hormone processing. The record is from RefSeq and is a predicted model, not a curated record. Gene Ontology annotation, cellular component: trans-Golgi network; Golgi membrane.
GCUCACAAGGCAAAGACAUGAAUAUUGUAUUAGCAUGGGAGAAGGGUUACUCAGGGAAAAAUGUUGUGGUAACAAUUUUGGAUGAUGGUAUUGAAAAAAAUCACCCAGAUCUCAUCGAUAAUUAUGAUAGUGAUGCUAGUUAUGAUGUUAAUUCACACGACUCUGAUCCGUCUCCAAGAUAUGAUCCGACUAAUGAAAAUAAACAUGGUACACGAUGUGCUGGUGAGGUGGCUUCCCAAGCAAAUAAUAACGUGUGUGGUGUGGGAGCUGCUUUCAAUGCUAAAAUUGGAGGUGUAAGGAUGUUGGAUGGUGAUGUAACUGAUGCUGUGGAGGCCCAAUCACUGAGUCUCAAUCCACAACAUAUAGAUAUUUAUAGUGCUAGUUGGGGUCCUGAUGAUGAUGGUAAAACUGUUGAUGGGCCAGCACAGAUGGCUAAGAAAGCAUUUCUGGACGGUGUCACAAAGGGACGUGGUGGACUGGGAUCCAUUUUUGUCUGGGCAUCUGGUAAUGGUGGUCGACAGCAUGAUAGUUGUAACUGUGAUGGUUAUACUAACAGUAUUUAUACAUUGUCUAUAAGUAGUGUGUCUGAGACUGGUAGUAUACCAUGGUAUUCAGAGGCUUGCUCUUCUACUCUAGCUACUACAUACAGUAGUGGUAGUGGUAGUGAAAAACAAAUUGUAACCACAGAUCUGCACAAAAAGUGCACAGACAGACACAGUGGAACAUCAGCUUCAGCACCAUUAGCUGCUGGUAUUUGUGCAUUAGCACUUGAAGCAAAUCCAAAGCUAACAUGGCGUGAUAUGCAAUACAUUGUAGUAAUCACUUCACGCAGUGAGAAUCUGAAUGCCAAUGAUUGGGUUACUAAUGGUGGGGGUUAUCACAUUAGUCAUUCAUUUGGAUUUGGUUUAAUGGAUGCCACUGCCAUUGUUGAAUAUGCAGAGAAUUGGAAUACUGUACCAGAACAACACAUAUGUUCUCAGAAAUCACUGGCAACACCUGUUGCUAUUACCAGCAAUGGUCUCAAGUUAACAACAACCACAUCUGGAUGUCAAGGAUCCAGUGAUGAAGUAGUAUACAUAGAACAUGUACAAGCAAUACUGAGUCUGUCUUACAGUCGUCGUGGUGAUUUGGAAAUAUACUUGACUUCUCCUCAUGGUACCAAAUCUAUGUUAUUACCACAGAGGAGUAGAGACAGUGACAGCCAUGAAGGUUUUAAAAGCUGGCCCUUCAUGACCACACACUGCUGGGGUGAGAGAUCUUUUGGAACAUGGACCUUAGAAAUUCAUGAUAAAGGAAAUAAUAAGAACAACCAUGGCAUGUUGACUGACUGGACAUUGGUAUUACAUGGGACUAGUACUGAUCCACUUGAUGAUUUUCGUGCAGUCAAUAAAACAAGUGAGACAAUCCACUGUCCCAUGGGAUUCUACACAACUAGUCAAACAGUUAAUAGCAGUCUUGAUUACCAGUGUAAUCCAUGCCAUACUACAUGCAGGACAUGUACAGCUUCAGGACCUAAUCAGUGUACCUCAUGUCAUUUCUUUUAUGAGAAACAUGACACAUCAUGUGUUUUUAUUCAAGAGAUGUCGGAUAUGGAACGUGGUUCAAACAUCUACUACAUAAUAGCUGUUAUUCUUUGUGUUGCUGCAAUUGCCUUGUUUGGUAUCAUCUUUGGUCUUUUACAAGCGAACACCCAAGGACUGCUUUGUUGUAAUUCUACAUCAUAUGUCAGUUUGGAUAAACAACAUUUUAAUGGAUUGGCUGCUAAAGAGUACUUGGAGAGUGAUGAUGAGCUGUAUGAAGAUGGUGAAGAGGCUGAAAACGAACAUUUUACAGUAAUGUCAAAGUGAAAGACUUUUCAUUCAUUCAAUAAAUCUAUUAGAUUGUACAUUUCUAAUGUGAAUAUUGCCUUACUUGGAUCAUGCAAAUUUAAAUAAACAAUUUAUAUAGCUCCUAAAUUUACAUGCAUUUUUUCGAACAAAAAAUCAUGAACAAUGAAUUAUUUUGAAACAAUGUAAACCUAGUAUUUAUGUAGCUUUAGCCUUUGACAUUUUUAAUUCCUGGCCUGUGGCUACCAACUCGAAGACUCUAAUAGCCCUCCAUGUGCCACAAUUUUAUUCCUCAAUUAGGAUUGAAUCAUUUAAUCUUAUGUUAGAUAAUCAGAGGGAGUGAUAAUAUUAGGACAGUUUUGGUUCUGAAUGUAUUCACUGUUGAGAUCAGUGUCUCAGCUUUUCUGGAUAAGAUAAUUUUUUCAAACGAUGAAAAUUCCUUCAGCUAGAAGGCUUGGAAUUUUCCCACUUUAUUUUGAUCAAGAGUUUGCACUUUUAAUAACUCCCAUCCCACAAACUGGUUCAUUUUAAGCUUGCACGCAAUGUUACUGUCUUGUCAUUGUCGUUCCGUCUCUAACUCUGUUUCUUGAGGUUACACUA